AUGGCUGUUUCUACAGACCAGUUCUCCGCCAUUUACGACAAGGCGAUCCAAAAGUACUACGAAAUCACGGGGAGACGCUCGCAGUUGACUUUAUCGCCAAAAUUCGCAGUGUUGACGAUCUUACGAAAGAAAUCGACGAGAGAAAACAGCACCUUUCGCGAAUUCCGCGAAAGGCGAGGCGCCAUCUUCGAUGUUCUGGAAACCGCCCUAAUCCCAGUGCAAUUGUUCGGCGACCUCGCGGCGGGGGGAGCGUCGAUGGCAUGCCCCCCCCAGCAGCCUGGUCUUUGGAGCCGUGAUUCAUUUGAUGGGUGCUGCGAAGGGUGUAUCGGCGUCCUACGACGCGAUUCAGGACCUGAUGCAAACGCUACAAGUAUGGAUUUCACCGCCCGACUAAAAGCAUACACGCAAGAAGCUAUCUCUGAGGCCUUAUCCGACAAGUUGAGCGAUAUCAUUGUGACUCUUAUCGAGAUUUUAUGCUUGUCAUCCAAGGCCAUCCGACGUGGCCGACUGCUUAAGUUCACUCGCAAUAUUUUACUCGGUAAUGACGGCGCCAUUCAAACCGCGAUGGUCAGACUUGGCAGGCUCACUGGAGUCGAAGCAAACCUAGUUGGGGCAGAGACCUUGACCGAGUCGAAGAGAGCCGGUCGUGUAGUUGAUGGUAUAUCUGUGACUGUCAACGCCACCAACGCGACUGUCCUGGAGACCGGAACGACGGUCAAUCAAAUGAGCGCACAGGUACAUGGGAUGCAGGAGAUGUUAGAAGAGCUGAUUGUUACUGCAAAAGAGGAAAAUCAGGUUCUCCAUGAGGAUCAAGAAGCCCUGCAGAGAUUCGUCAACCAGGUGGUUAGGCCGUCCAAAGUUGAUUCGGUGCAGGAAUGGUUCCACAAGAUACAUAAAGCCCGUGUGGCAGGCACAGGAGACUGGAUUCACAAGGAGGAUGUUUUCCAAUCCUGGAUCAAUAAGGAAACACCGGUCAUGUUUCUGUCUGGAAAUCCGGGGGCAGGGAAGUCAUUUCUGGUGGAAAAUAUGAUUAGUUAUCUUCUCGAGCAAUUUUGCACGGGUCUUCACCGUGACCCGCUGGUUUCGAUUGGAUACUUCUUCUUUAAGGGUGACAACCCCCAGACUAGGUCUUUUCACCAGGCGUUGCGAGACCUAGCCUUUCAACUCAGCAAGAGUGACCCAGAGUAUCAGAAGUAUCUCGCAACCAUUGAGGGAUAUGAACAGAUUAGCACUCUUGAGAGUGCCUGGCGCCUCCUCUUCGGGGAAUACUUCCUAAAGAGAUCUGAUAAUGAGAGCACCACUUACAUCCUGUUGGAUGGAGUGGAUGAAACUCUGGACGGGGAGCGGAGAAUCUUCAUCGAUCUAGCAAGGGAGCUGUAUGAUAACCAGUCGUGUUUGCAGCUAGCCAUCGUUGGCCAACCUUCUCUUAGCGAUCAGCUUCUUGAAGGCCUCGGGGUUAAGGUGCCAACCAUUCACGUCACCAAGCAGAAGAACUCUGGCGAUAUUACCCAGUACAUCCAUGUCAGCAUCAGAAAGUCAUUGGUUCUGCGAAAGGUGUCGGCAAAGCUACGGAAUGAAAUUAUUGACACACUCUCGGCGGGAGCAGAGGGCAUGUUCCUUUGGGUGAACUUAAUGCUCCAGGAGUUGAUUAAGAAGCGAAAUGAAACUAGUAUUCGAAAAGCACUGGCGCAGGCUCCUCGGGGACUCAAUGAGAUGCUUCGACAUGUGCUGGCCACUUUCUCCCGAAGCUCCAACGAGGAGGAGCUCGAGUACCUCAAUGAAACUUUGCUCUGGGUCACAUGCGCCAACCAACCCUGGAGACUAUCCGACAUAGAAACGAUCCUCAGACUGAAAUCACCGGAAGGUGAUGGCAUGAUUGACCUUGAAGGUGCCCUACGUCGCCAAUGGGCGUCAUUCUUCACCCUGCACCGAGAAGAUGGCCUUACAACGGCCGACCUGGAGAAUGGAUCAGCCCAUCUGGACGCUUUUGGCUGGCUGGCCGAUGAGGAGAAAGAGGAUGAACAUGAGAGUUGCGAGGAGGACUACUUCACGGCCUUCAACUCAAAACCGAAUACUACUACUGUAACCUUUUGCCAUUCAUCCAUUGGCGACUUCCUCCGCGAUGAAUCGGAGGGCAAGGUGUCGGCUACUGGGGGUCACACAGCUGUCGGGGUGAAUUACCAUGAAGCCAGACCACAUAUCCUCAAGACUUACUUAAGGCUGAUCACCGAUCCUGAGUUUACAAGAAAGGCCAACGACUCAGGGCAUAUGCUCCAACAUGCAGCGCGACAUUGGGGUGACCAUCUACUCUCCACUUUGCCAGCCCAAUGCUCAUUAGACGACAGGCGAGAUAUUGCAAAGAUGCUAUUGACGGUCUUUCGAUCGGAAGAAUCAAUGUUGAACUGGCUUGGUGGAAACAUUUGGGUGCUUCGUAGCGCAACCAUCGAAGCUCUCCGACCAUGGUGGGAAGGGCAAAACGUCCACGAGGUUCUAUCUCCGGAAGAGAAAGAGUUUAUGUCCACGAUGGAGGAUGAUCCAUCCAAUAUAUUCAAACCAAUGGUAAUGUUCUGCAUCAAGAGGUGGCUGUUGGAAGACUUGGAUAAUCCUGACCCAAUGGUCUCCAUGGUCUGGCGCUACCAAAUGUUAGUUAAAGGUGAGGAGGCCCACGAUUACGAUAGAAACAUAACAGCGGAAGAAAUAGUCGAAGCCGCUGAGUUCGGUGGCUUCGAGAAGACCAGUCGAUGGUUUCGACAAUGUGCGACCGCUCUGCGUCAAUCGUGGUACCAUGAAGAAGCCCUCGAGUAUUUCAUACAGGCGAUGGAACUUAAUCCAGAUGAUUGGCGAACCAUGCGUGAGUUAGCACAUACAUACCAGGACCAAGACGACUGGCAGACAUCUAUUGAGUUCUGGGAACGGACUCGACUAAGCUUGUUGACCACAAUUAAGGAGUCACCAAAAGACACGACACUGAAAGAACAUCUUCAUGGGUGCUUGGAGCAGAUGGGUCAGAUAUAUCGGGAUAAGGAGAACCGGCAGAAGCGAUUCGAGGCAGCUCAAGAGGCAUAUAAAUAUGCGCCCUCCUGUUGGACCUGUAUUGCUGCCCUUCUGGAAUGUCAUAACGACAACCACGAUCACAAAGCAACCAUGGACGUGCUGAAGAAGUUAGCGGAAACUCCAGCCCCGGAAGAGGAUUGCUCACAGUUAACUCAAUUCUUACUGGCCAACGUAUUUGAUGUUGAUUUGAAAUCAAGGCUUGCUGCAGAUGCCGCAUUGGCUACCAAUGAUCUGGACUUCGUGUUGGAGAACUUGCAAACGGCAGCCAGGGUGGCUCGAACAGCUUCGAGGACGUUGAUUGCUGUAGAGGUGGAUAUGGCAAUUGCUAGGAUUUACAGUGAUAUCCUUCUUGACCACCUGAAGGCAAUCAUGUGCUGGGAGAAGGUCAUGGAUACAUACUCUUUCUCCUCGGAUGGGACACUUAUCGGAAUUAUUAGACAUCUCGCCUCCACGAACCUGGCUCAGGCGUUUCUCUGCAACGCAAUCGAGGCUGGAAUUGACACUCCAGAGGCGGUAGAAUCAUUGGCCAAACUUGAGAAGGUCGUUGACCGAAGCCAAUCUUAUUCCUUUGGAAGUUACGCAUCCGUGCCAGCCGUCUACUUGGGCAUCUUCUGCCACCUCCGAGGUCAGAAAGACAGGGCUCGAGCUCUCUUCCGAUCCUCACUACAACGAAGCGUCUUAAGCCUCCGCGACAAUCACCCCACAAAUGACGAGCUUACUGACCUGCAAUAUACUCUGAUUAGGGCGGGAGACUUGAAGAAUGUCGUUGCAAUAGCCCACAGAGCAGACGAACACAAUAGUGACCCCUGGUAUAUAUGUCGCGGUUUAUGCCGGCGAAAAAUACCUACACGGAAUGGUUUUUCUAUCUGUUCCAUCUGUUUGGAAGAACAAUGGUGUCCGGAGUGCGUCAAACUCAUGGAGUUGGUGAUGCCAAAGAAGAGGUGUCAUUCACAGCACGUGGUGUACUGGAUCUCCAUUCCCCCCCAAUCAAAGAGCAUUUCCAGCGGUAUGAUGCUGGUCGAUGGCGAAGAAAUCGAGUUCGAGGCGUGGUUGAAACAGUUGAAGAAGGAGUGGGCUCUUGAUGCUUCCAAUCCUUCAAAUUCGACUGCAGGUCAGUUUGGUUUAGGUGACUUUUUACUAGGCAUUGUGGCGUAA
Molecule: messenger RNA, 4209 nt
Organism: Penicillium waksmanii
Lineage: Eukaryota; Fungi; Ascomycota; Eurotiomycetes; Eurotiales; Aspergillaceae
Product: NACHT and TPR domain protein
Exons: 2
Coding region: 1-4209 (1402 amino acids)
Molecular function (GO): ATP hydrolysis activity; protein binding
Source: RefSeq, a predicted model, not a curated record